GUGGCUGUACGGCUGGCAAACAUGACCUGUGGUUGGGGGUGGUGUCGGCUGUGUGAGUAAAGGCGGAAGAGGACGACACGAGACAUAUUUGAAGGCGUGGUGAUUGCGAUGGAGCGCUUUGAAGGGAGCGAGCGCACCGCGGGUAGCCGUGAGGCGAAUUCAACGAGAGACCCCCAAAGCCAUGUCUAACAUCCGGCAACACACUCGUCCGUAUCUACCCACAUCUUCCUCAGACUUUGCCCUCCCGCUCUCCAAAUCCCGCUCGCACAACUCCCUCGAUUCCCCAGACGACCCAGACGACCCCCACCCGCUCCUCUUCCGCCGUUUCCGCCGUCCCAGCCUGCCCACAUCCACAAACGCAGACCGUGACGCUCGACUAUCAAGCCCUCUCGCGAACGAGGCAUUCGCACCCCUUCCUCGAUCAUCACUAUUCAAACUCGAGACUGAUCAAUACCAGGACCGCAUGUGGACAGACAACUCGCCGUCGUGCAGUUCGGAGAAUGCCACGCCGCCUUUACUUGGAUCGACUGCGAGCGAGAAGGACGUAGAGACCGACAGCGACAGCCCGAUGAAGACGAGUCGACCGCACACCCCUCCCAGACAAUCCCCAUCGAAUAUCGACGGUCUGGGAGAAUCCUCGCCACUGUAUCAGACUCACCUUCGACGCCUCUCGUGCCCGCCUAAAAUACCAAGGAUUCUCAAUCUCGUCUCCGAGUCGCGAACAGAAGACACCGAAGCGAAGUCGGAGGCUCAAUUCCAGCGGCUCGUCGCUUCGUUCUCUGAACUCCCCACAAACCCCCGCACGCCGCGUGCGCCAUCAGACCGAGGCCGCUAUCCUGAAGAGGCAGGCGACGACAGCCAACGAGAAGACACGCCGAGCGAUGAUGGCGACGACGACGACUUUCACAGUCCAUUCGGCUUUGCGCCGCCAACGAGCGAGCCUAUUAAUAUCAAUAACAGGGCUCGGACGUCUGCACCCAGUAUCAGUGGCAGUGUCAAUGGCGAUGAUUCUGCCGUGGACAGUCCGGGAGGCGCAGGAGCCAUGGACAUAGAUCUGCCAUCAUCAUCGACGUUCGGCUCACCGGCAGGCAUGACAAGCUCUAAUUAUAACUGGCGCUACACGCCGCCACCCACGGCUUCCGCAGUACGGACAAACAAACGGAAACACGACGACCGAUACGAUCCCUACCCAUCGUCUUCCAAACGGCGCGCCGUCUCACCAUCCGUCACCUACCUUCGCGACUCACACUCCUCCCUUUCCCCGAUCUAUAUUCCCCGUUCUACCUCGUCCAGCUCACGGACCACGCCACUCUCCAUGCCAAUCCCCAUUCCCAUCCCGACACCAAAUAAUAACUACGCAUCAGGCUCAGCUUCUGUCAACUCUUCACCGACAUAUUCCUGCCUGUCAGGAUCGUAUCCUGGUGGCAUGUCGCGAGGCAUGGGACCUGGUAGUGUCGCAUCGAGUCCUACUAUGCGGUCAUCGAUGAGCUUGGCCAGUCCUAUCGCACGAACUAUGAGGCUUGGUAGAAGGGCGGAUGGGGAUACUAAGGAGGUCGAUCAUGCAGAAGACGGCGUUAAUGGUCUCAAGCUUGGCUAACAUCCGAGCAUAUUUUUCUUACUCUUCCUUCUAGGUGACUUUCGGUACGCUAGCAUGUGUUUGUCGUCUUCUUCUCUCUUCUUUUCUUGUUCGAAUGCCGCUCUGCUUCAUGUUUUUCGUUGUAUCAUCGGUGUUCUUGUAACAUAUCGUAUCACAAUGUCCCCCGAGCCUGUACCGCACUUGUAAAAUAUCGUUACUGUACACUCCUAGUAGUACCCCAUGUUAUGCCACAUCUCUAGGCAUAGGUUAGACCGUCCGUUGGCUACUGGCUACGUUUACUCCCCACUCCCCAUUUCCCCUCCCAAUGUUUGGUCUACAUGCCUGCGUACUCGUCACAUCUUUGACUUUGUCUCUUCGUUCUCGCAUAGCUUAUUGUAUUAUUUUUUCUUCGUCCGUCUGUUGCUCCUCUAUAUCUUUUGCUUAUGUUGAGUUGUCUGGGUAGGAACGUACUGAUACAAAGACUUUCGGAAUCCGCAUCUCAU
Molecule: messenger RNA, 2079 nt
Organism: Stereum hirsutum FP-91666 SS1
Lineage: Eukaryota; Fungi; Basidiomycota; Agaricomycetes; Russulales; Stereaceae
Exons: 4
Coding region: 182-1597 (471 amino acids)
Source: RefSeq, a predicted model, not a curated record